AUGUAUUCUCUGAUACUCCAUGGAAAAAGCUCGGUCGAGUUGCAGAAAUGGCGUAAUUUGAGAAUUGCGGUGCAGAAUGUAUUCUCUGCUUUUUCCAACUCCUUCUCCUCUGCUAGUGCUACUGCACAUAUGAGCCUACCUCAAGAUGGUCCAAAAGAGAAGAUUUUCACUAAACUCGCAGAUUCGAUCUCGAGGAUUCAGAUUCCCUCCGAAGGCAAGGAAGAUCCAGAUUCCGUUCUGAGUCUUCUUAGGCGUCAUGGGUUCACAGAUUCUCAGAUCGCCGACAUCGUUACGAAAUGUUCACUAUUGCUUAUAACAGAUGCUGAGAGAUCUACUGGUCCUAAGCUUCGGCUUCUGUAUUCCAUAGGAGCUGGUUCAAUCUCUGAGCUUAUUGUGAGCCUUCCUCAAGAUGGUCUAAAAGGGAAGACUUUUACUGUCUCUUACCUCGUUGAUUCAUUGGGCCUCUCUAGAGAACGCGCAGAAUCCAUUACGAGUAUAAUCAGCUCAUCAGAGGCUAAGGGAGAUCUUGAUUCUGUUCUGAAUCUUCUUAGAAGUUAUGGAUUCACAGACUUACGGAUUGCUUAUGUUAGAUGCUGA
Eutrema salsugineum is the source of this 597-nucleotide messenger RNA. RefSeq lists its product as uncharacterized. The record is from RefSeq and is a predicted model, not a curated record. The coding region runs from base 1 to 597 and encodes 198 amino acids. Gene Ontology annotation, molecular function: double-stranded DNA binding. Gene Ontology annotation, biological process: regulation of DNA-templated transcription; chloroplast organization. Gene Ontology annotation, cellular component: chloroplast. The transcript has a single exon. Lineage: Eukaryota; Viridiplantae; Streptophyta; Magnoliopsida; Brassicales; Brassicaceae.